Molecule: messenger RNA, 1122 nt
Organism: Musca vetustissima
Lineage: Eukaryota; Metazoa; Arthropoda; Insecta; Diptera; Muscidae
Gene: MCU
Product: calcium uniporter protein, mitochondrial
Exons: 6
Coding region: 1-1122 (373 amino acids)
Biological process (GO): mitochondrial calcium ion homeostasis; calcium import into the mitochondrion
Cellular component (GO): uniplex complex; mitochondrial inner membrane
Molecular function (GO): calcium channel activity; uniporter activity
Source: RefSeq, a predicted model, not a curated record
AUGAAUAAAAGUUAUUCCGGCGCACAUGUUUUUCUAGCUGAUUUCGUUUUUCUAUCAUAUUUAACAUUUGUUUUUUUCCUAUUUUUUUUUUUCCAGAAUUCAUGGAACUUUAGAGGACGACAAAGUUAUUGCACAAACACCAGUGAAGACUCAAACUCAGGAGACGUAUCCGUCGAAUAUAUUCAUGGCUUGCCACAUCUUACCAUACCACUUCCCAGCCGAAAUGAGAAAUGCCGUUUUGCCCUUAAACCUGUUUCACAUCGUGUCGGUGAUCUGAUCGAGAUGCUGAAAACCGAAGAUCGCGGUAUUGAUCGUGCCACAAUAUUAAAUCAAUCGGGUGUUAGAAUAGCAUCGACGUGUAACAUAGAAAGUCUAAUGGAUGAACCAUUUUGGAUACACAUCAAUGAUCAGAAAUACAAAGUUGUACCACCAAAAAGGGAAAAAGUUCAGCUAGAAGAUUUGAAAAAAUUGGGAGAUGUUAAAGCCUUAGUAGCCCAGCUAUAUGAAGCCUUACAUGUGGGCGAAUAUCACAUAGAAAAGGAACAGGAAUUGAAUACAAAACUAGAAGACUUAAAAUAUCAAUUGGCUCCUUUGGAAAGGCAAAAAAGUGAGCUAAGUGCCCAGGCUGAGAGAAAAACCAAUAUCAUGACAUGGGUUGGUUUGGGUCUGAUGUCCGUGCAAUUUGGCAUUUUGGCUCGCCUUACGUGGUGGGAAUACUCUUGGGAUAUUAUGGAACCUGUUACAUAUUUUGUUACCUAUGGUACGGCCAUGGCCAUGUAUGCCUACUACUGUGUAACAAAAACGGAAUACAAUAUACCGGAAGUGAAAGACCGCCAUUACCUCCUAACCCUGUAUAAACGUGCCAAAAAGAGGAAUUUCGAUGUGGAAACCUACAACUCGCUCCGACGUCAAAUAGCCGAAAUUGAAUACGAUUUGCGUCGUUUGCGUGAUCCUCUGAACUUGCAACUGCCACCUCAUGUCGAUCGUUCACAAGAGAAGCCACCACUAAAUCCUGGCCAACAUGCGGCUAUCAACAGCACCACCCCCACUACUGACAUUUCGAGUUCCAGUGUUGUAAAGAAAUCCGGUUUUAAGAUACCCUUUUUGGACUCGAAAAAUUAA